AUGGGAGGCGCAAACGCUAUGAAGGCAGUGGCAAAGGUGACUAGGACAUUGCCGGUGAAUGGAGGUGCCCGGCAGCUCAAGCUGGAGAACCACCACCCGAUCUCGGUUGCUGCCGUGUCCGCCCGCUCACUGACAGAGAAGGACACGCCACUGAUGGCUUCUUCGUCACAAUCGCAGGAGGUUACGGCCGGCGAGCCUUCGCCUAGGGUUAUAUCUACCGGCCUGCCGACUCUUCAGGAAGCUAGAGAGGCCACUUCUGAACUAUCUCACGCUGGCCGAUUAUUUCUAGCCUCAUCUAAUUCUGUUCGACGUGAGGACGUGGCAGUAGCAGACUCACAUUUGCCUACGGGUGCUAUGCAAGUAUUUCAGCUUCUAAUGGAACGCCCUCAAGUUCAGAAUGCUGUUUCUUCUAUUGUUGCUGAUUCAAAUGUGUGGAAUGCUGUGACACAAACCCAAGACUUUGAGGAUUUGCUCCAGUCACACAGGAGCCUCGCUACAACUAAUCUCGAUCAGCCGUCUCUGGGUACAAUUGAUGAUAAUACUUCUUUUAAGUCGUUUACAAAUUUUUUGCGGACUAUGAAGGGGAUAGUGGUGGACGUGAUGGAUUCGAUGAUCCGUUGGUUCGUAUUGUUCAAAAACUCAAUUGAAGAUGAUGGAAGUACAAAAUUUGACUCUUCAGAUAAUUUGGUAAAAUUGAUUGUUGGGUUGGUGGUCUCGGUGAUUAUGAUUAUUUUGACGAAACGUAUUAAAUGA
This is a messenger RNA of Fraxinus pennsylvanica, 753 nucleotides long. Lineage: Eukaryota; Viridiplantae; Streptophyta; Magnoliopsida; Lamiales; Oleaceae. The record is from the annotation of a GenBank genome assembly.